AUGUUUCGCAACUCUGUAGAUGUCUUGCGAUCAGCAAAUAUCAAAGAUACCCUUAGGGUUGCUAAUCUACAACAGCCCCAUUCUAUUAUAAUGCAAAGAACGCCUGCUAUGCCCACUGGUUACUUGCUUCCCUAUGCAAUUCAUCGCUUGGACAUUGGUGGUCGUGACCUAACCGAUUACAUGAUGAACCUCCUCAUGGAGCGUAACUACAGCUUUCGUACCGCAGCAAGAAGAAGAAACACCAAGUUUAGCAUUCCAGCUGAACGCGAAAUUGUCAGGGACAUUAAGGAGAGCUUAUGUUACAUUGCGGUCGACUUUGAGCAUGAAUUGGCCAAUGUCGAAGAAUUAUCUUCGUUGCAGAAGAGAUAUCAGCUACCCAAUGGCAAG
Messenger RNA from Strongylus vulgaris, 387 nucleotides. The record is from the annotation of a GenBank genome assembly. Lineage: Eukaryota; Metazoa; Nematoda; Chromadorea; Rhabditida; Strongylidae.